AUGUCUUCGACAACUGGUGUCACUGCUCGUCAAACCCGCGCAUCAAACGCUAAUGCCCAUCCUGGUCAGGUCGUUCUAAAUGCAAAGAGGAAAAGACGCACCAAAGCUCAAAAAGCUGCUGACGACAAGGUUCUUGAAGAAGAACUCCAAGCAAAAGAAGCAGCCGCUCUAGAAGGCAUCCAGCGUCUCGCCAAUAUACAGGCUGAGAUGGAGCAGGUCCAAGCUGCUGCAGCUGUCAAGAAACCAAAGGCAGUUAGACCACGCCCACGUCCGGUUGCAGCCAAGAAGGGAUCUCAGCUGAAAAAUGUGGCGGCAGCUGCAGAGGAUGGAGUUGAGGAUCAAGAGGGUAAUGAAAGGCAGAGCCAACUGACCUCAGAUAUCAACCAGGACGAUAUGAGCAUCGGAGAGAUAGAGGUUGUUGCGAAGCAGAAACCUGGCAAGAAGUCACUGAAAGAUGCGGUUGAUGCUCGAUUGAAAUCGAUGAAGACUGAUCAGCUUGCACGUGGUAAUGUUGAUCUUGCAGACAGGAAAGGAAACUCUUUACCGUCAGCUGUCAAAACUUCAGUCAGUGGACGCAUCAAGGCCUGGGCUUCAGACAUACCAAGUCCUCCAAGCUGUCCAUCUGAAGGCCGCUCCCAGUUGCAUUCUGGUUCACAUGCCUCUGUUCCCCCAUCCACUAUAUUCUCCCGCUCUCAAGCCACAACAGCAGCUUCAGAUGCGACUAGUCUUAGGUCGCAGGCCAUUUCACAGAAAGGCUCCGAUGUACGAGUCUCUGCUGAUCCCACUGAUGAUCUGGUUGGAGGAUUCGGCGAUGAAGAGGGAGAUGACAUGUAUGAACGCGAGGCUGCAUUCCAAACAACAGAAAGGCAUCCAGUUAAGAUCGGUGAUAUCACAGACUCGGAGUCUGAAGAUGUCGAACCUGGUAGCACGUCUUCAGCAAUGUUAAAUCCUCGGCUGGCAUCAAACAGCGAGCUUCCCCCACCAUCCUCUCAGCUUCGCAUGUUGGAGGCUGCCCGCCGCUUGGCCGCUGAAAAAUACAAUGGAGCCUCCCAGGCCCCACCAUCUACUCAGCCUCGCAAGCCACAGACCACCCGCAUCGCAAGUGGCACAAAACGGAAACUCACAGUGGAGUCCAGUGUCGACUCUGUCGAGAUCGUGGAAAGCUUUUAUGAUCAGGACAACUCGGUAUCAAGCGACAUUCAAUGCAUUGAUGACGCUGCGAUGGUAGUUGACGAGCCUCAGAAAACACAAGCACCCCUCUCCAAAGCACCUGAACGCACAGUUGUCAAAACAAAGGCUCCACGGACAACAUCGUCGGCAUACCACUGUUAUGACCACCGAUGCUACGGCACCACCUGCAAAGAAGGUCAGAACUGCGCCCAAGGUCAAACCCGAGCCCAAGGUCAAGCCCGAGCCCAAGGUCAAGCCCGAGCCCAACAGGCUAUACUGUCAUAUUGA
Molecule: messenger RNA, 1458 nt
Organism: Suillus clintonianus
Lineage: Eukaryota; Fungi; Basidiomycota; Agaricomycetes; Boletales; Suillaceae
Exons: 5
Coding region: 1-1458 (485 amino acids)
Source: RefSeq, a predicted model, not a curated record